Molecule: messenger RNA, 1809 nt
Organism: Plutella xylostella (diamondback moth)
Lineage: Eukaryota; Metazoa; Arthropoda; Insecta; Lepidoptera; Plutellidae
Product: pH-sensitive chloride channel 2
Biological process (GO): monoatomic ion transmembrane transport
Cellular component (GO): membrane
Molecular function (GO): extracellular ligand-gated monoatomic ion channel activity; transmembrane signaling receptor activity
Source: RefSeq, a predicted model, not a curated record
AAGCUCAGAAAGCCUCGGUGCGCGCGCGCAGCCUUUAUACAGCCUCGUCGUGCGGCGGCGGCAGUAGCUGGAAGGUUCCCGCGCAAGGCGGUCGAUCGCGCAACGCGCGUUUUUUUUCCCGCGUCCUCUAUCUAGUCGUUGAUAAUGAACAUACGAACUUUAUUAAUUUACUUAGUGCUGGUAUUAGUUUGUAAGAGCUCCGGGGCGCUGGCGCAGAAUGAUUCGCUAGCCGCGGAGUGUCCCCCUCCCGAGAACGGGGACAGUCUGACGCAGUCGGAGUUCCUCUCGCGGCUGGCCCACGAGUGCCGGUACGACCGCCUGCUGCUGCCCACCUACCAGACCGGAGGAGUGGUGUAUGUGCACGCGAGUGCCUAUGUGUACUUCAUACAGCCGGCGGAGGCGCAUGAUCUCAACUUCAAACUCCACUUCCUUCUCCAACUGCGCUGGACGGACGAGCGCCUCGCCUACAAGCUCCUCUCCCCUCACCGCACGAAGAUCAUCGGCGAAAGCGACUUGCGGCAGAAGAUCUGGGUCCCCCACCUCUAUAUGUCCAACGAACAGUCGUCCAGCGUCAUGGGCACUGAUAGCAAGGACGUGCUGAUCUCCAUAGCUCCUGAUGGAGAGGUUCUGUUCAGCAGGAGGAUGCAGGCAGUGCUGUACUGCUGGAUGAACUUACAGAAGUUUCCCUUCGACGAGCAAGUUUGCGCGAUGAACUUGGAAAGUUGGAAGUACAACGCGUCGAGCCUGCGCAUGAUGUGGGAGCGCGAGAACCCGAUGCGGCUGUCCACCGAGCUGCACCUCACCGAGUACUCGCUGCUCGACUCCUGGACCAACGAGUCCGUCGUCAAGGGGGAUAUUAUUAACAUGAGGCUGGGCGGAACGGGCAACUACAGCGCGCUGCGGUUCACGUUCAAGCUGGGCCGCGAGGUGGGCUACUACCUCAUGGACUACUUCAUCCCCUCCAUGAUGAUCGUCGCCAUGUCGUGGGUCACCUUCUGGCUGCAGGCCGACGCCUCCGCGCCUAGGAUAACUCUGGGCACCAGCACGAUGUUAUCGUUCAUAACGCUCGCCUCCUCUCAAGCGAAGACCCUGCCCAAGGUGUCGUACAUCAAGGCGAGCGAGAUCUGGUUCCUCGCCUGCACGGGGUUCAUCUUCUCUGCGCUCGUCGAGUUCGCCUUUGUCAAUACUAUUUGGAGGAGGAAAAAGAUAGUAAACCUCAAGAAGGUGAACAGCAAGUACAUCCUGAAGAGCACAUUGACCCCACGGCUGGCUCGCAAGGAGUUACAGAAGGAGCUCCAGUCGUCGCCACAACUCACCAAGUCGAGAUCCUGCUCGUCUUUACAACGGGAGUCUAGUACGGAUCCCGCCGGGCCGGCCUAUAACAACUAUCUCACUGUUCAUAGCUUCCCAUCAUCCGCCAUAAACUUGCCGACGAUCACGACCCAGAGCUACGACGAGCUGAUAGCCGGCCCCAACAACAACCAGGCGGCCAGCCACUGCAGCGAGGGCUCCGACGACUCACCGCCCAAGCACCACACAUGGACCACCAUGACGCCGCAAGAAAUAGCCACCUGGAUCGACAAACGCUCCCGCAUCAUAUUCCCGCUCGCUUUUGUUUUCUUCAACAUUAUCUAUUGGACCUUCGUCUAUUGUCUAUGAUCUUGUCUGUGGUGGAGUAAGCUAUGGAAGGAGACACGGAACAAGGGAAGGAGGUGGCCUCUACGGCGCAGCAUGAAGUUUCAGACGAUUCGCCGCGCGAUAUGACGCACAUUAUUGAUAGGAUCUCGAAAGUUGUGUUUCCUUUAUUGU